CGUACCAUCGCCAACGAACGGGCCAUCUCUAGCUAAAAUUUCAUAUUAUUUAAAAAACGCUUAAAAUCUGAAUAAAGGCUUCCCGAUCGGCUGACGGAUAAGGAUUUGCCAUGUCCACCGAUCCCGACCAAAUGGCUGGCGAGAGUAGCCAGUGCGCCGAUUCCGAUGCCCAGGAGUCCGCGAACAAGGAGUCUUCCGCUGACGAGGGCCACCCAGUUGAUCCUGUGGCCCAUCCCCCAAAUCCUUUCGCUUCCCCCUGCUCCCGCGAAAAGCCAAAGGAGUCCACGGACACGGACAUGGACAUAGACAAUGAUCUGACCACCGACGAGCGGAUGCCCACGGUGGACGAACUGGAGCAGCCGAAGCAGCCAAAACCGAAGCCACCAGAGGUGAAAAAUGAGCAGGAGCCGGAACAGGAGGCGGAUCAGGAGCAGAAGCCAGUAGAACCAUUGCCCAUCCAACCGCCCAGUCCACCGGUGUCGGCGACCAUUAAAAUCGAAGAGGAGGACAAGCCAUUAAAGCUACCAUCAACACAAAUCCAAGAGGAAAUCGCACCCAGUUCGCCGGAGGCACCGCCAAAUCCCAUCCAGCAGCGUCCGGCGGGCAAGAUUACUCGCAGCAGCCUGAAUGGCAGUCAGGGGGGCAGCCAGGUGACCACCACCAACCGAACGCCAACCAUUAUGAAGCGUCUGCGGAAGAGCACACGCUUCAAGGCCAAGCAAACGGGCAAGGGAAAUCCCGGGGGCAGCAAUAGCCAGUCGAAUGGCCACAACAACGGGCCGAAUGGUUCCACCGGUAGCUCCACACAUCUCGCCAGUGCCGGCGCCCAUCCCAGCAACACCAACAAACAUGGCAAAUCCGGGCCAGCUGGUCCGGGCGGAAUCACCGGAGCCCGGAAUCGUCGCUCGCUGUUCAAGAGGCCAGCGCAGAAGACGCCAAAGGUGCAGGCCAGCACCAAAUAUGUGGAGAGUUUGUUCUACAAAGGCAGCUACAUGCAAAUCGGGGACAUCGUCAGCAUUGUGGAUGAGGAUCAGAAUCUGUUCUAUGCCCAAAUACGCGGACUGCUCGUGGACGCCUAUUGCGAGAAGUCCGCCUUCCUCACCUGGCUGAUUCCAACGCAGGAUAGCCCGGAUCCCCAGGAGGGAUUCGAUCCGGCCACCUACCUAAUUGGACCCGAUGAGGAGCUAUCCAGAAAGCUCUCCUAUCUGGAGUUCGUGAUGCACGCGCCCAGCAAUUACUACUUCGAUCGGAGCACACCAUUUCCCCUGCCGGAUGUGGACGAGUAUACCGCGCAGAGAUCGGGCGGAUAUAUCUGGACGCGACUGCCGGUGGUGAAGCGGGAAAAGGGGAGCGGACACAAAACGGGUGGGCCCUCCUAGCAGGAAAGGCGGCCAAAGCCCAAGAGCAACCAGAAGAAAAAGGCCAAAACCAGAGUCCUGAACUUGAAUAAUCUAAUUUAUUGAGUGGAAAAAAUAUAAAAAUGUGUCUGAAGAAAAUAAAUGUUUCAUUUUAAUA
Messenger RNA from Drosophila elegans, 1515 nucleotides. Its product is annotated as pinin. The record is from RefSeq and is a predicted model, not a curated record. Gene Ontology annotation, biological process: chromatin organization. The transcript has 2 exons. The coding region runs from base 111 to 1379 and encodes 422 amino acids. Lineage: Eukaryota; Metazoa; Arthropoda; Insecta; Diptera; Drosophilidae. Gene Ontology annotation, cellular component: nucleus.